Molecule: messenger RNA, 1256 nt
Organism: Solea senegalensis (Senegalese sole)
Lineage: Eukaryota; Metazoa; Chordata; Actinopteri; Pleuronectiformes; Soleidae
Product: coiled-coil domain-containing protein 69-like
Exons: 5
Cellular component (GO): nucleus; cytoplasm
Molecular function (GO): microtubule binding
Source: RefSeq, a predicted model, not a curated record
GUUUCUGUCGCAGAGCUGCAGAAGAAACACGAGCAGGAGAAAAGUCAGCUGACGCAAGAGUUUCACGCCGCUGAGGACGCACUCAAGGCUGAGGUGGACACUCUGACGACAGAAGUUCAGAUUUACAACGAGCUGAAAAGACGAGUGGAAGAAUCCACGUUUAAAAAAGACCUGCAGAGGAACAUACAGGCCCACGGCAGCCCAGGUGCAUUCUGGGAGUCUGAGCAGGAGUCUCUGCUGUUUGUCAUCGAGAUGAAGAAUGAGAAAAUUCAGGAGCAGAAGAAGAAGCUGCUGCAGCUGGACCAGCUGGUGGACAGGACCUUGUCUCAGGAGGACCAGAUCGUUCAGGUCCUGCAGCAGAACGAGGAUCUGAGAGUCCGCUUCAACAACAGUCAGACGCUCGUUCAGCAGUUGUCCCGGGAGCUGCAGGACCUGAAGGUGGCGCUGGAGAGGCAGGUGUCGCUCAAUCACAAGCUGUCUCAGGAAAAAGAGCAGCUGAUGUUCAAACUGAGGCACAGGGACUCGUGUCCGACCAUCCACCUGCCCGCUGUGGCCCCGCGGUGACUCAGAGCUGUGUGUCCCUGCAGCCUGCUCUGGGACCAGGUUUUAAAGACUCUGAAUCAGGUUUAACCACUGAACACAGUCCUGGACUCACCGAGGCCUUCACACUGGACUGAGACACGCCUCACACUUUUAAAGGGACAGUUCAGGUUUGUGACGCGUGAGCGCCCCCUGCAGGAGACACAAGGUCACUGAGUCUACGUCACAUGACCACGUCACAUGACUCAGGUGGAUCAGAACCAGACUGUGUGUGUGUGUGUGUGUGAUGUUAAAAUCACUCUCUGGGCUUUGGUGCGGGAGCGUGAGCGGUUCACAAACGUCCGUUUCACAGUGACAUAAAGACGCGGUCAUGUGACGUAGAGACAGGAAUCACAACCACGCUGAAACAUCCUCAACUGUCCCUUUAAGACGAGGAGCGGUUAGCCCGCCCGCUAACUCUGGUUGAUUUGACGUUGACUGACCUUUAACGUGUGUUUACGCUAGUUUAAGCUCCGCCUUUCAGAAGCUUCACUGUUACUUUUCUGAAGAUGUGAACAAUCUUUUGUCCCGUGAACAGGAUUUUUCAGUGUUUUUCUCCUCAUGCACGAGCACUUUGACCUGUUGUCAGCUUCUCAACUUUUAUCUUUACAGUCGGACCAGUUUUUGGUUUUGCUUUUUUUUCAGCGUGGAAAAAAGGUCCGAUGUUUUGUUUUUGA